Pocillopora verrucosa is the source of this 1929-nucleotide messenger RNA. Its product is annotated as transmembrane protein 180-like. The record is from RefSeq and is a predicted model, not a curated record. NCBI's taxonomy places the organism in Eukaryota, Metazoa, Cnidaria, Anthozoa, Scleractinia, Pocilloporidae.
GUAACUCAGAACCCUUUAAUGUUUUAUAGGAUGAUUACGGAGACCGGUAGUUUAUAAUUUUAACGCCUUAGAACGGGAGAAAGUUAUUUAUUUUGAUUAUCUAGCGAACAGAAUGUACCACAGGACACUUGCAGUUCGUUUAGCGUAUGGUUCCAUGUCGCUUUUCAUAGCGAUUCUCCACAAUGUGUUCCUUCUGUAUUACGUAGACAUAUUUGUUUCCGUUUACAAAAUUGAUCGUAAUUCUUUUUGGCUCGGAGAGGCAAUAUUUCUAGUAUGGAAUUCUCUGAAUGAUCCACUUUUUGGCUGGCUGAGUGAUCACAGAGCCCUUGGGAAAAAUCAGUCAAGCCUGAGCCAAUCAGAGAUUGUACAAAAACGUUUUAGGUCACUUAUAACAUAUGGACCACUGUUUACACUUGCUUUCUUUUGCAUAUGGUUUCAGUGGUGUCAUCCAUCAAUCCAGUUUGUUAUCUGUCUGUGUUUGUAUGAUGGUUUCUUAACAAUGAUUGACUUGAACCAUCUGGCAUUGCUUGCUGACUUGGCUUUGUCAUCAGAAGAUCGGACUGCCCUUAACUGGUACUGCUCAGUGUUCAGUGGAUGUGGCUCAAUGUCUGUGUUUCUGUCGUAUCGGUUUUGGGAUAGAGACAACAUGGGGCCAUUUCAUGUAUUCUGUGCUAUACUAACAAUCUUCUCCUUAACUGGAUUUCUGGUCAGUUCGUUUUUGCUUAAAAAGCAUUUUGCCACCAAGAAGGUGAAAGUGGACACUCCUGACAUGGAGGAAAGGAAAGACAUUCAAAUUUCCACCGAGUCAGAGGCUGAUCAGACUCUUGAGCUAAAGAUUUUUGUCAAGCAAUUGAUUAAUCAUUCAAACUUUAUCUGGUUUGCUCUCAUGAACUUAAUACAAGUGUUUCACUGCCAUUUCAACAGUAACUUCUUUCCUCUGUUUCUCGACAAGCUACUGGGAGACUCAAUUUCUCCUCAGACAGGCGCCAUUUUGUUGGGUGUGUCCUUUGUUGCUCCUCAUAUCAACAACCUAUAUUUCCUGGGUCUUUGUCGUCGCUUUGGAGUGUACACUGUAAUCAAGUGGCUGUUUUACGUUAAGCUUUCUCUUAGCGUGAUCAUGCUCAUGGUCGGUCCCAAUUGGCCUGGUUUGCUUUGUUUUUACAUAGCGAGUAAUCGCGUUUUCACCGAGGGAACAUGCAAACUUCUUAAUCUGAUCAUCAGUGACCUCGUGGACGAAGACUUUGUUCUUCACAAUCGUAAACAAGCUAUAUCAGCGCUGAUAUUUGGAACUUCUGCACUCUUCUCGAAGCCUGGCCAAACACUAGCUCCUCUGAUAGGAACAUGGCUUCUGGCGAAACAAACAGGCCAUUCUCUCUUUUACUCAGACGAUCUUUGGGCGUCUUCAUCCACCGACAGAACUAAUUUCCACGACAGUGCAAAUAGCUCUUUACGCUGGGGCUGCUUUUAUGUACUUGUUUACGUGCCUAUUGCGUGCGCGUGUAUUCAGAUCCUCGCGUGGACGAGGUUUAAACUUCACGGAAGCAGAUUGCAAUGGGUAAAACAAAUGCGCGAAGGACGCUGGUUCCCUUUUGCAGAGGUGUAGAAAAUUUUAGAAAAAAAGAGGGUUUUAAGUAAUAUGCUGUAAAUAAAACCAGAGAAAUUGUACUGGCGAACAAGGGCAAACGUAGCUGUUAUUUUAAAAGGACUCAGUAAGGAGUCAAAUCAAAUAGGCACAAAUGGAGCCAGCGCACUGGAUUUUCAGGCGUUUUUUGCUCUCCGUCGUGUUGUUAUUUCUGAGAAAUGAAUUAUGAAAGAGAGGGUAACAAGUUAUUUCUUAUCAAGAUAAAUAUAUUUUGGACAUUCUUGUUAUAAAUAGAAGGGUAUAUAGAAUACAAAGUAUCUUAAUGAACACAGUAGUUUUUCUUUAAA